Arabidopsis arenosa is the source of this 1655-nucleotide messenger RNA. The record is from the annotation of a GenBank genome assembly. Lineage: Eukaryota; Viridiplantae; Streptophyta; Magnoliopsida; Brassicales; Brassicaceae.
GUGCCGACGAAAUUAUCAGUUUAAUAGCAGAAACUGAUUCGAUGGCGAAGAUGACGACGACUCAGUCGCAGUUCUUGAUGAACCUCUCUCAUGGACUCUCCUCCCAACGCAAUCUCAGAGCGGAUAAUCGUGUUUCAUCUUCUUCAUGUCAAAUUACACGAAAGAAUCGGUCAUGGGCAUUGCCAGUUUCCUUAAAAGUUGAGAAAUUUCAACUCCAACGAGGAAGGAGAAGAAGAGGAUCGCCAUGUUUUGUGGGGAGCUUCGAGAACCAAGGGUUGGUCAAAAAUGGGAUUGGUGAUGCUGAUGGGAUUAUAAUUGUCGAUCACGGUUCUCGCCGCCGUGAAUCCAAUCUUAUGCUUGAGGAGUUUGUGAAAAUGUUCAAAGGCAAAACUGGUUACCCAAUUGUGGAGCCUGCUCAUAUGGAAUUGGCUGAGCCAUCUAUAAAAGAUGCAUUCAGUUUGUGUGUACAACAAGGGGCCAAACGUGUAGUUGUGAGCCCAUUUUUUCUAUUUCCUGGAAGACAUUGGCAUAAGGACAUUCCCUCGUUGACGGCUGAUGCUGCAAAGGAGUUCUCUGGCAUCUCAUACCUCAUAACUGCACCUCUCGGCCUUCAUAAUCUCCUCAUGGACGUUGUGAAUGACAGAAUCCAACAUUGCUUGAGCCAUGUUGAAGGAGAUGCUGACGAGUGUCUUGUUUGUGCUGGAACAAACAAUGUUGGCUCAGAGAUUAGAGAGAUCACCUCCAAGCUUUCUAAGAUAGCAGCAAGCAUGCUAGAUUACGGUAUAAAAGAAGCUAUGGGCAGAGAAGGCUUGAGUUUGUCUGAUAAUCAAAGAGAACAGAGGCAGUCGUUUCCAUUUGUUGUUGAGCAUAAUCUUGUCGGGUUGGAGCAGAGUCUUGAGAAGUUGGUGAAUGAUUUAGUUUCUGGAGAUGCUUGGGAUUGUCUGAAACACGUCUUUCCACAUGAAACAGGAAGCGAAAUAAUCCUCACCACUCGGAACAAGGAGGUCGCUUUAUAUGCUGAUCCCAGGGGUGUGUUUCAUGAGCCACAAUUGCUAACAUGUGAAGAGAGUUGGGAGCUGUUGGAGAAAAUUUCAUUAUCUGGAAGAGAAGAUAUAGAGCCAAUGUUGGUCAAGAAACUGGAGGAGAUUGGGAAGCAGAUAGUCAAGGCAGAGCAAGAAAGCUUUGUGCAGGUUAUUGAUUCAAGGGAUCAAGAUGAAGCUGAGGCUUUUUUAUCUCUUUCAACCAAUACAUCUCGUAGAAUUUCUGUUCAAUUACAUGGUGGAGCAGAGGAGCACCAGAUCAAGAGACUUUCUCAGAACACAGACUUCGAGGUGGUAUCUUCUCUAAGUAAAGUCUUGAAACGUCUCCGUGGCUUGACAAUAAACGUUCCAUGCGAACCUAUGCUUCCACCAGUUGAUGUAACACAGUUGGUUUCUGCAUUUACUGAUCUCUCUGAACUGGAACUGUUUCUUAAACUAGAGAAGCUUCCAGGAGAACAGAGUUUCUCCUCUGAUCUUGGUGCUCUACUAAAGCUUCAGAACAUCGCCUUCUACGAGAUCUAAAGAAUGCUUCAUAGUACUCCAACCAGUCCCGAAAUAAUACUUAGUGUCGUCAAUUCUUUUCAGGGUAACUGUGUAUAAAUCGUCUUCUAUUAU